Molecule: messenger RNA, 1656 nt
Organism: Cucurbita maxima (winter squash)
Lineage: Eukaryota; Viridiplantae; Streptophyta; Magnoliopsida; Cucurbitales; Cucurbitaceae
Exons: 5
Coding region: 68-1522 (484 amino acids)
Biological process (GO): lipid metabolic process
Molecular function (GO): triacylglycerol lipase activity
Source: RefSeq, a predicted model, not a curated record
UUCUGAAACAGACAUCAUCUUCUUCAACUUUUCAUUAGGGAAGAAGGAGAAGAAGAAGAAGAAGAAAAUGGCUUGGAAGGAACAUGAAUUUAGUAAAACUUAUGUGAUACUAAAGCCGCAUAAUGCAAACCUGUUUGAUCUGUUUCUGUUCUUACUUCCUUUUGGCUUCAAAAAGAGGAAGUUGAUGGAUUGUCCCGACGCCAACGAAGACUCUUACACAAGCUUUGCUGAUCGAUUAAUGAUCUUCGUCUCCUUGCUGUUGCAGAUAUUCAUUCUCACCAUCGCCACCCCGCUCGCUUACUUAGAUGUCUUCCUCCAAAAACUCUUCAACUUCGUCUCCUUCAAUGGUGGCAUUCUGCGCCUUUUCAUCAAGUUGAUGCGAGGAGAGACUUUGGUGCAGCCUGAUAAAAAUUCGCCAGAUUAUACGUCUGUUGUGGGAUUUACAGAUUGGAGAAGAGAUUUGGAUAGCUCCAUAAAACCUAACGACACCUUCAGAUAUUAUAGUGCCCUAACUGUAAUGGCUUCCAAACUGUCCUAUGAAUCCCUUCCUUUUGUCGAAUCCGUCGUGAACGAUCGUUGGAAGAUGAAGUUACUCGGUUACUACGAUUUCUGGAAUGAUUUCCAAAACCGAGCAACGACUCAAGCAUUCAUGUUUCAAAACACAGCCUCAGAUCCAAACAUAAUAGUGGUAGCUUUCAGAGGGACUUCUCCACUGGACGCAUUCGAUUGGCAAGUAAAUGUGGACUUCUCUUGGUACGACAUUCAUGGCGUUGGCCGCAUUCAUAGUGGCUUCAUGAAGGCUCUCGGCCUCCAAAAGCGUAAAGGUUGGCCCAAAGAACUCAUUCCAUCAACAACAACAACAACCCAAUUCGCUUACUACACUCUCCGUCAAAAACUCAUUGACAUUGCCAAAAGCAAUGCCAAUGCAAGGUUCAUCUUCACCGGUCACAGCUUAGGCGCAGCUCUCGCUAUCCUCUUCGUUGCCAUACUUGGCCUUCAUGAUGAGUCAACGGUGCUAGAGAAGCUACAGGCCAUCUACAGUUACGGCCAGCCGAGAGCCGGUGACCGACAUUUUGCAGAGUUUAUGGUAAGCAUCAUCCAAAAAUACAACUUUGAAUAUCACAGAUACGUUUAUUUUAGUGACUUGGUGCCUAGACUUCCCGCUGAUGGCAUCAUUUUCAAAUACAAACACUUCGGCAGCUGCAUCUAUUUUGACAGUCUUUACAGAGGCAGAAUUGUGAAGGAGCAGCCAAACAAGAACUAUUUCUCGUUGCUAUGGCUGGUGCCCAAGUAUCUAAAUGCAUGGUUGGAGCUUAUAAGGAGUUUCGUGAUCCCAUUCGUGAAGGGUUAUGAUUACUAUGAGAGUUUGCCAAUGAAAGGGGUAAGGUUUAUUGGACUGUUUAUUCCAGGGCUCACCGCUCACAGUCCUACGGACUAUGUUAAUUCCACCCGUUUAGGAAAAUUAAACGUACCUCAGGAGAUUCUUGGAAAUGAAGACUACUGCAUAGAACCUGACUACUAAAAAACAUACGAUGAUGAGGAUUAACAUAAAAUUUUCAUCUUCCUUUUACUUGCAUGUUAGUCUAACGUUAAUUUAAAUUCGAUUGCCUUCUAAAGUAGUAGGCAAUGAUAUCAAUGGCCAAUUAUGAUUCUCAA